Messenger RNA from Musa acuminata AAA Group (dessert banana), 4957 nucleotides. Its product is annotated as protein BEARSKIN1-like. Bases 3725 to 4684 code for a protein of 319 amino acids. Gene Ontology annotation, molecular function: DNA binding. Lineage: Eukaryota; Viridiplantae; Streptophyta; Magnoliopsida; Zingiberales; Musaceae. The transcript is spliced from 4 exons. The record is from RefSeq and is a predicted model, not a curated record. Gene Ontology annotation, biological process: regulation of DNA-templated transcription.
AGUUGGUAUGCAUUUUUACUAUCUUGCGGGCAGUCAUUAUGAAAGACCUUUCAGUUUCUUUUAUCUGAUGUGGUUAGCUUCUUUCUAGCAUAUAGGCGAAGAAUUGGGACAUGCUGACCAACAGUUCUACCAAGAUUUCAUCAUCCUCAUCUGUGAUUCAAACAUUUUUUUACUGACAUAGAUUAGUUAUAGAGCAGAAUUCAAAUCUUGCAACCAGCCCGACAUUCAUCAACUGGUUAAUUCCUUUUUCAUUUUGAAGAGGUCUCUGGUUUGAAUCCUUGUGUUGGUGGUGCCAAGUCUUUUACCAAAUGUUAUUCUCUAAGAGGGGGAUGGCUCUUUAUGUUAUCCUGAAGUUAGAAAACCAAAGAAAGCCUAGAAGGCUCCUAUGUCAAGCCAAUCCUGCAAUAUCAUAUCUCAAAAACUGGUGACAAGUGCUUAGUAAAUGACAAAUUACUGAACAGAGGAUUGCUAGAAGAUUAAAUGAUGGGGCGGGGUAAUUCUUAAAUCCUAUUUAGAUGAAAGGUUUAUUCAGAGGCUCUUCCACAUUUCAAGUUUAUAAUGUUGGUUUCAAGAACAUUUGUUGGACAUCAGCUCAGCUAUUGUCUUCAAUCUAAUGAUGCUUUCUUUAUUUUUCUUGGUGCUGCUAUAGUCUCCUUUAUUGCAUUAUUAUUUUCCAGCCAACUUUGUGCAACCAUUUGGAAGUUGUAGUGUGCAUGGUACUCAUGUUAGUCCUACAAAACAAGGGUGAAUUGGCAAUUUCUUUUCCUCUGGUGCAUGAGGUUGUGCUCUUUUACAGUCAUUCCAUAAUAUAUGGAUCCACAAGGUUGUAGUGUAGUCCUAAGCUUUGUGUUGAAUUCAGCAUUGGUACCAUUUUUACUGGUUUUGCUGAUGAGUUGACUGUCUCUAAUGCUUCUGCCAGAGUAUUUAUUAUACAUGCUAAAGAUCUGACAACUAGCAAUAUUGCCUUCCUGUCUCACAGGGACCAAAUCCACUUUAUUCAGUGACUCUUAAAAUUGCAUUUAUCAAAUAAGUGACUAAUUUUUUUCUCUUAAUUAUUUCUCAUUUUUUCCUUGCACCAAUGCAAAGCAUGACUUGGUUUGAUAAAAAAUUGGCAGGUGGGUCUUCAAGGCAACUGGUCUGGACCAGCACAUACAACACUCAGGACAAGUGUUUGAAUCAUGAAAUUAGCAUUCAUUCUUUGAAAAAAAAUGAAAACCAUCAUCCAAAAUCAUUAGAAGUUAUUAUUGUUAUCGGUAUCAUCAUUUGAAAAGAAUGUGAAAUAAGCUCUCAUUCUGCUUCUAUUUUGGAUGUGUAAUUAGACACAGCAAAAGUUAAAUCCUGUGCAAACAGAUAAUUAGUCACACUUGAGAAGAUAAAUACUGUGCAAAUAUAAACAUAAAAAUCCCCAAAAGAAACUAUAUAACUUAUUGUUGUCUUUGCACAGUGAGUUCAUGAACAUCACAUGCUUUACAUGACUAAAUAAGUCUAUUGUCCUUUCAUCAUUAACAGCUUAAAAAUGUCUUGGUGAUUGUAAAGAUUAUAAAGAAUUAAGUACUCUUCUUGGUUCUUUAUCAAAAUUAAAAUUAUCUGUUGAAGAACCCAAACUUUGUGCUUUAAAUAAUAUUGUUAUCACUACAAUUUCUAGAGAUUAUUUUUUUAGUAUCUUUAAUCAGCUUUUGUAAUUUAUGUGCCUUCUCCAUUAAUUUCUUUUCUUGCUUGCAGAAGUUGUUUGAUGCAGAUAUUAAUUAAACUCUGCUCACUGGAAAUUGUUUGAAAGGGUAUUUUCACUGCUUUCUUUAAUCUCCUUUGGCAAAUCUACACAUUCCUUCACAAAUGGUGAACAAAUGCUAACAUUUGUGCCUGCGCUUUCUACUGCACUUGAGUCUGUUCAGAUCUGAUUAAUAGUUAUUUUUAAUUACUGAUUGAUCAUUCAAUUUCAUCCCACAAAUAAUAAUAAUAAUAUUUGUUUUGAAUAAUUUUAGAAUCUUCCUUGAUUAUACUUUACUUUCAACUUUUUCUUUGCUGCUGAUUCAUGCAAAACGUUUGUGUGUUUUUGGACUCCUAAAUUUUUGCAUGUGUUCAACUAAGUUACUCUUAUGUGUAAUCCCGACGGCAGGCAUUUUUGUUCACCUGAAGACCUAGGAAGAUAGAUCGUCAUGCAUGCGUGCAUGAGAAUUGCAUAUCAAGUAAUGAAGAAAACCUAGCUAUUCUUCUCUGUUGACCAUGGAAUGCUUGACUUUCCCAAACUAUAUAAUUCUUUCACUUCAAACGAAAGGCAAAUUACUAGGAGACUUGCAGAGCAAGUGAUGGCAAUGCAUCAUGACUUCCUGCCCAUUUCUAAUGCUAGUUCAUGUUAUUCUUUAUGUGAUUGGGUGAUAGCCAUAUUGCACCAAAACACUUGCAGAGCUCACCACUGAUUGACACCUUGUUUCACAUAGUUGAGGCUUGUGCUCUUUUAUAACACCAGUAAGUAGUGUCAUGAUCAAGGACAGAGCUGUUUGGUUUUUGCCCCCCACCAAAAAAUGUUCUUUUAUUAUCUUGCUCUAAUUUUUAAGCAGCUUCUCCUGUAACAACAUUUCAUUUCUUUAUGUGAAGCUGCAGAUUUGUAGAUCAAAAUCUAGUGAAUUGUCAUGUUCAGCUUCAUGGAAUGACUUGCCAAGUGGGAAAUGAGAGAGACCGACUCUGGUAUGGCUUAAAACAGUGGUGUGAAAGAUGCAUGAGAAGUUCCUGUUGUUUAGUAUAACAUUAUGCACAAAUCUAUUGGCCCAAACAAGCUUACUGAACUGCUGAGGAACUCAAUUAAAUUGCUUGGCAGGUGAGUUUCUAGUGCUCUAUUUGAUCUCAGAUUCAUCCCUGGAGGUCUACUUGGUCUUAGGAUCACCAGACUAGAAGAAGCGAGUGCUAGAACAACUGACAUGUUUGCUGUAAACCUAAAUCUCCUAGUGCAGAUUUACUCAAGACACUAAACAUCUUGUGAUGAGAUAUGCAGGGAUCAGCAGCUGCAGCAUAUCCAAGCUUGGACGUCACAGAAACGUUGGAAGAGUGCAGCUCAAUCAAACAUGCUGUGCACCAUCAAUUUCCAGGAAAUCUAUCUCACAUGCUCUGCCCUAAUCCAUGGAGGUUCCUUCUCAAACCAUGCAAUCACAAGUCUAGUUUAUUUCCUCAUAAUUCUAUGAUGCAGAGGCACAAUUCUGUGGUCACCACGACUUCAGAAACUAAUAACCCAGCUCCUCGAACCAUCCAUCAUCCUUGAGCACCACCGUCGAGCAGCAAACCCUAAUAAAUACACCAUCUUGAUUUGAUCAUUCCACUUGCCACUUCAGUUCCUAAGGUGGGAGGAAGAGUAAAUGCCUUCUUCGACUCCCAAGCCAAUCACAUGCACGUACGCAGCUAAAGCUCUUCCAGUGGGAUCUGAUGAGGAAGAUGGCACCUCUUAAUCAACCUUGCUUCGGGAUCAAUGAAGAGAGCUCAAAACUAGGUUUUUAUUCUUCUCCUCGGGAUCGUUUACCCAUUUAGAAUAUGCAGCAGCAGCCAGUAAAGAAACAUUUGUUGCUUCAAAGCCUCAUGCCCUUGACUUGUUUUCUACGGUAUCAGCUUUAUCCAAGUCCACCGGCGUAGCUGCCGGCGUCAACCUUUUCUUUUGGCAGCCACGAGGUAUUUAAGCCCACCUGCACCCCCCCUACGUCGAAACCUUUGUCCAAGUGCUUCUUCCUAAGCCAAGGUGAUGGCAUCGGCUGCGUCGUCGUCGUCCAGCACCGGAGUCCCGCCGGGGUUCCGGUUCCACCCCACGGACGAGGAGCUCCUGCUCUACUACCUCAAGAAGAAAGUCUCCUUCGAGAAGUUUGAGCUGGAGGUGAUCAGAGAGGUUGACUUGAACAACGUUGAGCCAUGGGACUUGCAAGAGCGCUGCAGGAUCGGGUCUGCGCCUCAAGAUGAGUGGUACUUCUUCAGCCACAAGGAUCGCAAGUACCCCACCGGGUCGCGGACCAACCGCGCCACCGGCGCCGGAUUCUGGAAGGCUACUGGGCGCGACAAGUGCAUCCGGAACAGCUACGAGAGGAUCGGCAUGAGGAAGACGCUGGUGUUCUACCGCGGCCGCGCGCCCCACGGCCAGAAGACCGACUGGAUCAUGCACGAGUACCGGCUCGACGACUCCGACGACACCCGGGGCGAAGCCGGCGGUGGCAGUGAUGAUGGAUGGGUGGUGUGCAGGGUCUUCAAGAAGAAGUGCUUCUUCAAAGGCAGCGGCGAAGGGAGCACGAGCCAAGCCAUGGAGAACCACAUGAGCGUCGCCGCCACCCACGACCAGUCCCCAUCGCUGAGCUCUAACUACAUCCACCCAAAUCUCGGCCACCACCACCGCCACCUCCACCACCACAACGGCCUGUACUACUCCCAGAUGCCCACCGGCCCCUACUCCCAUGGCCAAGUGCAGGACCUGAUGACCAACCACAGGCCGUCGGGAUACGACUUCGGGGUGCUCCCCGGAGACUCCGCCCCCGUCGUCAAGCCCUACGACGGAGCAUUAGCAGCUGCAGCCGCCUGCGUAGGGAUGCAAAGCGAGAGGGAUCCGGGCCCGAACGAGUGGGCGGUGCUUGACGGCAUAACGGCGCAGCAGCAGCAGAUGAAUCAGAUGGCGAGCCAACGCGGGGGAGAGAUGGAUUUGUGGGGAUAUGGGAAGUAAAGGUCACAUUGGGCUGGCCAUGUGCAUGGAAUUGUUGUGGCUCAAACUCCAUCGUUCAUUGCAAUAAGGACCAAAUUGGUGGUAUUCAUGAGCGAACUCAGAAGAGUCUCAGCUCCUCUGCCCACAGAAUUGAUUGUGUCUGUUCCUUUUGAGUGUUUACAUGUUUUAAUUGUGUAAGGGUCGAUCUCUACAUCCUGUCAAUGUACACAUGUAUAGAGUAGACAAUGUUCUAAUAAUAUAUCAUAAUGAAUAUGCUGAAGGCCAUUUAGAACA